AUGACUACUAUUACCACAAGAAGGAGAUGUUCACGUACUGAACCUAUUACUGUUUCUUUAAAGAGUAUUAAAAAUUCUCAGAGUAUAACACCUUAUUAUAUUCAAAAUCUCAAAUCAUAUUACCGUUUUUCUUCUUCAAUUUUUCCUAAACGUGUACUCAAUUAUUUACAAUUUUAUGGAAUGACUCAAAAUCCUGUAAAUGGGGAAUACAUGAUGGUCACUCAAUAUGCUAACUUUGGUAACCUUCGCCAAUUUAUGCAUUAUAAACCUCGAGCAUUUUAUAAUUUUCGUUGGUCUCAAAAACUUUGGUGGCUUUGUGAUAUAAUUUCAAAUUUGGUAAUUAUUCAUAAAGAAGGUCACAUUCAUGGAAAUUUACAUACUGGUAAUAUUUUACAAAUUGGUAAAGAUCAUCGAGAAACCUAUUCAACGAUCUCAGAUUUAGGUUUAGGUAUACCAGCUGAUAGAUUUUUAAGAUCCGAACAAAAAGUACGAGAAUUUGGAGCCUACGGAGAACGUAUGGCAAGAAUGGCUUAA
Diversispora eburnea is the source of this 534-nucleotide messenger RNA. NCBI's taxonomy places the organism in Eukaryota, Fungi, Glomeromycota, Glomeromycetes, Diversisporales, Diversisporaceae. The record is from the annotation of a GenBank genome assembly.